Pogoniulus pusillus (Red-fronted tinkerbird) is the source of this 1402-nucleotide messenger RNA. RefSeq names its product small nuclear ribonucleoprotein U11/U12 subunit 48 (gene SNRNP48). The transcript has 9 exons. The coding region runs from base 16 to 1152 and encodes 378 amino acids. NCBI's taxonomy places the organism in Eukaryota, Metazoa, Chordata, Aves, Piciformes, Lybiidae. The record is from RefSeq and is a predicted model, not a curated record.
CUGGCGGCUGUCGCGAUGACGCCAGCGACCGCCUCCCCGGGCGUGCCGAGCGGGGCUGGCGCCUCCUGCCUUCCGCCGAGCGCCGCCGCGCCGGGGCCGCUCCCAGUGCUCUGCUCCGGAACCGGACGCGGGGCAGGACAGCGCCGCAGCCGCAGCGGUCUGUGCGGCAGGAAGCGCCGCCCGGCAGCGUGGCGCCGGCGCCGCCCCGCACCGGUCACGGGAGCGGGGCUGCCGCUCGCCAUGGCUGUCUCCUGUGCCAUGUGGCUCCAGGACCCGGUGGAGUGGGUGCUGUGCCCCCAUGACGUCCAUCACCGCGUUCCGCGGGCGUCGCUGGAGCGGCACGCCGCGUCCUGCCGGCUCCGCAAGAUGGGCUACUCCGCCGAGGAGGAGGCUGAGAUGUACGACUCCAGCUUCUUCUACGAAAACCUGAAGGUGCCUACCGUCGCCAUGGAUAAAGACCUACAGUUUCACAUUGUUAAGCAAGCUAGAGCUCAGAGUGUGAAAGAAGGUAGAGGCUACAGUGAAGGAUCUUACUCUUCACUGCCUGUAGAAGUUCCUCAAAAUCACAAACGUUUCACCUGUGAUCUGACUCAAGCCGAUCGCCUUGCUCUUUAUGAUUAUGUUGUUGAGGAAACAAAGAAGCAGAGGUCAAGAUCCCAAAUAACAGAAAAUGACAGUGAUCUCUUUGUGGAUUUAGCAGCAAAAAUCACCCAAGAUGAUAGUCAGAAAGGUCCCAAGUCCCAUCUUGAAAUUCUGGCUGAAAUGCGAGACUACAAAAGGCGGCGGCAGUCAUACAGGGCUAAGAACGUUCAUAUAACAAAGAAAUCUUACACUGAGGUGAUCCGGGAUGUGAUUGGUGUGCAUAUGGAAGAACUCAGUAAUCACUGGCAGGAGGAGAGUAGGUUGGAUAAUGCAGAGAUAUGUGAAGGAGGGAAGUCAAAAUCUUCAGGAAGAAAAGAAGACAGGAGGUCAGCUUCAGCAGACUCUCGGCAGUCUGGAGGAAGCUCUAAGGACACAGAGCGCACCAGGCACAGGAGAGAGAGCAGCAGGAGUCCAAGUAAACGGAAAAGGAGUUGUGAAAGAGGCAGAGAUUCUCGGAGAAGAAGAGAGAGGGAUGAAGACAAGCAUCACAGCCAUAAAAGAAGAAAGUAGGAACAAGACCCUGAUUGUCUUUGUCAGCUGUGCCCAAAACUAUCCACACAGGAACUAUCAUUACAGCUGUUCUGCCAGGGACAGUAAUGCCAUGUGCUGGUGUUACAUGGGUUGGUGUUGCAUCACAGCCGUGCUUGGAGGCAAAUCCAAGCCACUGUUAAUGUCUGUCAGGAUGAGAGCAGUACAGUAGGAGGAAAUGUGUAAAUCUGUAACACUAUUGCAUUUAUUAAAGAAAUACAGAUUUCUUUCA